Messenger RNA from Aspergillus versicolor CBS 583.65, 597 nucleotides. Its product is annotated as LYR motif-containing protein 2. The record is from RefSeq and is a predicted model, not a curated record. The transcript has 5 exons. NCBI's taxonomy places the organism in Eukaryota, Fungi, Ascomycota, Eurotiomycetes, Eurotiales, Aspergillaceae. Gene Ontology annotation, cellular component: mitochondrion. The coding region runs from base 121 to 429 and encodes 102 amino acids.
GGGGUGGCGUAUACGGAACUUUGGUCUAUCACGACUCAGAGGUUGUCGCACAAUUUCGGUUCCAUGACAAUCGGAUAAUUUAGAAUUUUAGCGGUGACUACCGUGACAUGAUCUGGCCAAAUGCGGGCAUCGCUGAAAUUGUUCGCUGGGGUCUCUUCCAACCGGCCAUCAAAGCUUAGGAAACCAGCGGUUAGCUUAGACCAUUUUAUUCAGAGGCAGCGUGUUAUUUCUCUAUGGCGCGAAAUCGUCAGAGCAUUACACAAAAUCCCUAAUUCUCCCACUCGAAGAGAGCUAAGAGAUUACGCUCGUACUGAAUUUGAGCGUCAGCGGAAUGUUUCCGACUUGCAGCAUAUCCGGUACCUGACUUCGACGGGAAAGUCUGAAUUUGACAUGAUGAAACGAUAUAUCGAUGAACAGGCCACAGCUUGAGGCUAAUGCCUAGGCGAAAGAACAGCCGCAACCAUCCCCAGACACAAGAGCACUUUAUUGCCAACCUUCAUGCUUGGAUACUGCCUUACAUCAUGCAAUGUGCAAAACCCAAGGACACGAUGCAGUUGUUCUAAUACACCCUGUAAAUAGUACACAGCUACAAUAGGU